Molecule: messenger RNA, 1035 nt
Organism: Darwinula stevensoni
Lineage: Eukaryota; Metazoa; Arthropoda; Ostracoda; Podocopida; Darwinulidae
Source: the annotation of a GenBank genome assembly
AUGGUUCUGUACAAGGGACAAGUGACGACGAAGUACUACCGGUUCCUGGCAAAAGGAGGUGGAUGGGUUUGGUUGCAGAGCUAUGCAACCAUCGUCCACAACAGCCGCUCCUCCCGCCCUCAUUGCGUUGUCUCUGUCAAUUACGUCCUCACAGAGACGGAGAUGAAGGAUCUGUUGCUGAAUUCCGAACAAAUACAUCGAGAAGACGUAUCUCAUCAGUAUAUUUCCAAUGCACCUGGGGAAUCAUCGCCAGGCUCUAAGAAAGUAAAAUACCCGAGAGGGAAGUACCGAUCUGCACCUUACAGCCCCGUGACUGCCAUCACUCCAAAGGAGGAGGACCCAGCUCCGCCUGUUCUCUUGCAAACCCAACAACAGCAAGGAGAACAGCAACAACAACAACGGCAACAGCCCCCAGGCCUUGGGGAGGACCAUUUGCCACACAUGGGAUAUUCGAAUCUGUGUCAUGUGGCAUCCUCGUAUACUCCAGUGGAAGGUUACGUGGAUCCCCUUUAUCCUGCAGCGUAUCUCAUGGGUCCAGCUGAUGGUGUGGGUUAUGAUGAGGGUGAAGAGACGGGCUAUCACGGAGACAUGAAUUAUCCUGCCGACAGACCCUUCAGCACGGAGUCCUCUAGUUCCUCCAGUCUCCACAGCUGUACCAGUGACUCCGAAACCUGCAACGUCGUCUUCUCCACGAAAGACGUCGUCUUGAGUGACGUGUAUAACACGGAUCCUUCGGGAGGAUCCCCAGUGCCUCAUUCUCAUCCAAACCCACAUCUGCAUCCACAUCCCCAUCCAAACCCACAUCCCCAUCCCCAUCCGCAUCCACAUCCACACCCACACCCACACCCACACCCACACCCACACCCACACCCACACCCACAUACCCACCCCCAUCCCCAUCCCCAUACCCAUACCCAUACAACAGAACUCUCAGUGACCUUGAAGGAGCAAAAUCCGGACCCCGAGCGAGGGUUUUAUCCUAGCGUCAUUGUCGAUCCUCAGCAAUUUCCCAUGGUCAACGAGUUCGUUCAUUGA